UUUGGGUAAAAUCAAAAUAGGCCAACAUGUCUUUAUUCAAAUUCAUUUGGAACGAGGAAUUUUGGUUUUCAAAUGUAACUGAUGGCGAAGCUAUUGUGUGGAAUGAAUUUAUGAAACAGAAAGAAACUGGAGAAUAUUUUCCCGUAGCUUUAGAUCUAAUGUGGUCUAUCCCUUUUGGAUUCAUAAUGAUUUUGAUUCGACGAUUGUUACAGUCCAGCGUUCUUAUCAAGCUUGGAUAUUACAUGGGUGUUCCAAAAACAAAAGGUGUAAACAUUGCAGAAUGUUCCGUACUAGAGCAGGCAUAUAGGAACGGACACCAAAACGACAAACGGACUUUAGAGAAGAUUUCGAAGCAGACGGAUAUGUCCACUCGGCAGAUGGAAAUAUGGUUCCGGAAAAGAGCGAAAAAGGACAUUCUGACAGAUAUUCAGAGAUUUACCGAAAGUACAUGGCACCUUUUUGUUCGAGGAUCUUCAUUUUUGAUCGGAUUGUUUUUGCUGUGGAAUAAACCAUGGUUUUGGAAAACGAAAUACGCUUGGCUUGACUGGCCAAAACAUUAUGUCUUUGAUGACAUAUACUGUUAUUAUAUACUCGAACUCUCCAUAUACUGGCAUCUUAUCUUUAACUUACUUAUGGACCAUAAGAGGAAAGACUUUUGGCUUUCAGCUGUUCACCAUUUUUGCACAAUAGUUUUGAUGUACUUUGGAUGGGUACUGAAUUUCGUUAGAAUCGGCACAUUCAUUCUUUUAGUCCAUGAUGCCUCCGAUCCAUGGGUUGACCUUGGUAAAAUACUGGUAUACAGCAAGAAGAAACGGUCUUCAGAAAUAGUUUUUGUAAUUUUUGUCUUCGUGUGGCUAUUGAGUAAGGAUGGUAUAUACCCAUUUAUACUUCUAAAUAGCACCACCUUUGAGGCAUACAAAUACCUUCCUGUCACGAAUUAUAUGCUGAUCUUUUUCAACGUAUUUCUGUACAUUCUCAUGAUUUUGCAUAUUAUGUGGACAUACAACAUUUUCGAGGUCAUCGUGAAUAAACUCAGACAUGGUGAACUUAAAGAUGUAAGGAGCGAGUCGGAACAUGACAGCGGAGACACUGAUGGAGAAUAGAUAGUUGCGUGGACAAAUUUUUGUAACUGAACUUUAUGUAUUUAUUAGACAGUAGCCUUAGUUAUCAAUAUGCAUGUAUGUUUUAUGUGGCAAAACAAAUGUUAGUUUAGUGAAUAGUAGAACCUGCAACAACAAAAACAAAAACGGACAUAAAAGUGUACAAAUCGAAACUGUCUUUGCCACUUUGUUAUCUCGAUAAUCUAAAGCAAUUUAGUGAAGCGCAUGAUUUUGGUUCUUGUAUUAGAGAGGUACUAGUACCCACUUCUUGGAGUAUACACAGUUGUAGUUUAAUCUAUUUCUCGCGUGCGGAUUUGUGAAUCCAAGAGUUACUCUUACAUAAUUCAUAACUAAUACUACACGUUCUUCAUAAUGACAUCAGCAGAAAGAUAAUUCUGCACUCCGAUAUGCUGCUUAUGUAGAAAUGUUUGCCAAAAUGCGUAUGCAAGUUGUAUGGAACGCCAAAACCGAGUUUACUCGUCUAUUUUCUUUAAAAUACAGUAUGAUGGGACACAUUUUCAUCCUGAUGUGGUUUUAUGUCAUUCUUUUGUUGUCAGAUUACAUUAUGACGUUGUUACUUUAAACCUUUUGUGGUCUUUUAACAGUGGCUAUUUGUCAUUCGGCAGUGGUUUCUUGCCAGUCUGCUGUGCGAACCUCUCAUACGCAGCGGUAUUCUGACUUUCGGCAGUGGUUACUUGUCAUUUGGCGGUGCUUACUUGUUAUUUGGUAUUGCUAGCUUGGCCGGAGGGGCACCUGGGGUCUUCUUCCACCAUCAAAGCUGGAAAGUCGUCAUAUGACCUAUCAUGUGUCGGUGCGACGUUAAAUCCAAAAAUAAUAAUAAUUGUCAUUUGGCACUGGUUACCUGACAUUCGGCAGUGGUAAUUUGUCAUUCUGGUAAGCUGGCAUUCGACAGUGAUACAUUGUCAUUCAACAGCGUUUACUGGUAUCUGGUUACUUGUUAUAUGGCACUGGUAAUUUGUCAUUCAACAAUGGUAAUUAUUUGGCAUUCGACAAUAAUAACUUGUCAUUCCUACU
This is a messenger RNA of Mercenaria mercenaria, 2135 nucleotides long. RefSeq names its product ceramide synthase 5-like. The record is from RefSeq and is a predicted model, not a curated record. Lineage: Eukaryota; Metazoa; Mollusca; Bivalvia; Venerida; Veneridae. The transcript has a single exon. Gene Ontology annotation, biological process: ceramide biosynthetic process. Gene Ontology annotation, molecular function: DNA binding; sphingosine N-acyltransferase activity. The coding region runs from base 27 to 1103 and encodes 358 amino acids. Gene Ontology annotation, cellular component: membrane.